Molecule: messenger RNA, 1485 nt
Organism: Sipha flava (yellow sugarcane aphid)
Lineage: Eukaryota; Metazoa; Arthropoda; Insecta; Hemiptera; Aphididae
Gene: Rbsn-5
Product: rabenosyn-5
Exons: 9
Coding region: 132-1460 (442 amino acids)
Molecular function (GO): metal ion binding
Source: RefSeq, a predicted model, not a curated record
UGUACAAAUUCUUAUCAAAUAUUGUUAUCUGUAUUUGUUCAUGAACAUUUAUUGAUAACGAGUUGUUUAUGUCCUCACUCCUCAAUCAAAAUUUGUACAAUUAUUAUAAAUUUUAACUAAUUAUAUUCAUUAUGACUGAAGUUUCUGAGGAUAACAUAGUUUUAGAAGGAUUUUUAUGUCCUAUAUGUAAAGUAGACUUUGGUUUAGAUCUUAAGUUAUAUUUACAUUUCCAAGAAGCUCAUGGUGAAGAUCAAGAUCUAGUCAAAUCAUUCAAAGAUUUAUUUGGCAAAGCUAAAGAAAAAAUUUUAAAAAAUGAUAUUAUAAGAAAAGAAGAACGACAUUAUAUUGUAUGGGAACCACAAGAAAUAGGAGCAUCUAGGUCUCAUAUUGAGUAUUUCAAGAACUGUCGUAAUAAAUGGGUUGAACACUUUGUUAUGGAAACUAAUAAAACAGUUGUACGACUUGAAAAGUUACUUUGCAACUUACCUCAGGAUCCAAAUAAACGAAAGGUUCAUGAACAAACUACGGUUCAGUGGUUAGAUGGUAAAGAUGUACCACGAUGUCCAGAUUGUACCAAAAUAUUCAAUAUAACCAGGCGACAACAUCAUUGUAGAUUGUGUGGUUCUAUAAUUUGUCACGAUUGCAGCUGUUUUUUAUCGUUGUCUAAAGCAUAUGAAACAAUAAAUGAAACAAGUAAACAUCAAAUGGCUUCAAUGAAUUUACCAAGUUUUCGUCUUUGUUUUCAUUGUGGACAAGUGUUGGAAAAUCGAGAGCAAAUAAAGUAUCGUGAUCAGAAACCACCUUUAUGUGAUUGUUAUGAUAAAAUCAUAGAAUGCCAGAAUAAAAUUGAUAAUGACCUGUUGAUUAAAUUUAAUCAAACAUAUAACUUACUAAAAGAAGGAGAAUUGUCUUAUCUUACUGAAGCUAAUAACAUAAGAAGUAAUAUUGGUAAGCUUGUAGAAGCAAUUGAUGUCCUUAGUAACCGAAUAUUAAAGAUGGAAAGUGUUUCAAAUUCAUCGAAGGUAAUUUCUAAAAAUAUUAAAUUGGCUAUGAUUCAGUAUGUUCGAUCUACAGUAAUUGCAAUACCAGCUCUUCCUUCUAUUAAAGAAAUUGAAGAUAUCGCUCAGAAAAAACGUGAAGCAGCUGAAGCACGUCUUCGUAAUGUUCAAGAAUCUUGUAUUAAUGAUACUCAAACAAGUCGAUCAGAUUUCAAACAGCAUAAUAAAUAUAAAAAUGAAGUGAAAUUGAAACUCGAGGAUGGUUGGAGUCCUGUUACAAAUGCAAAUGUUAAUUCUGACAAUCCAAUGGUGGAACAGAUGAACAUCAUUAGGAACUAUAUCAAACAAGCCAAAGAAGCUUACCGAUUUGAUGAAGUUGCAAGUCUUGAAAAGAAUUUACAAGAGUUGAACGAAGAAUAUUUCAAAAUGCAAAAUAAUAUUGGAAACAUACCAGAAAAUUGAUCAAAUAUUUUUAUGUAUUUUUAGA